Messenger RNA from Mesorhabditis belari, 411 nucleotides. The record is from the annotation of a GenBank genome assembly. NCBI's taxonomy places the organism in Eukaryota, Metazoa, Nematoda, Chromadorea, Rhabditida, Rhabditidae.
AUGGAACUCGAAAGUAUGAACUCUUCAGAAAGUGAUGAAGACUCAUGUGAGAGCCACAACAGUUCACUUGAAGACGAGGGACGAACGAUGAAUGCCAAGGUUCUCUUCUCAUCCACCAAGCAGAUGGCCACCGAAGACCUCCCCAAGUUUACCAUAGACGCAGCCGGAUUUGAGGUCCACUUUGGUGAUCAAACGAUGAUGUUCCAACACCCUAAGUCGCGUGCUCUUCAAUACGAGUGUGGCACCGAAGGUUCAAAAAGACGCCUGACUAUUUACGACGCGCAAUUGAUGCUUGAUCCUGCCGUCGAAGUUGACUUCGUCCUCGAAACUGGUCCGUCGGGCAACACCAUCGUUGCCGAGGAGGACUUGAUAGAGAAGCUCAAACAACAUCAAUACCGACUCCUGGAGCAG